AUGGAACUUUUCGCAGGGAAAAACGAAGAGCCAAAAGAGGAGCAGAACUCUGUUGAGGACACCCCAAAACCUGGACAUUUAGCAGUUGGUGAGAAUGCUGAAGAUCUCUGGAACUCCAACACCCGGUGUUCAAUUUCCUCAGGGAUAUGUAAAGAAUUCAACUUAGGGCCUGGACAAGCAGUGUUUUUAUGUACUCUGGCUUUCUUCAGAAAACCUCAGACUUCCAUUCAUUGUUCUGUUCAAUUCCGUCCUUGCAUUGAUAUACACAAGGGUAAAGUGAAACAAAUUGUUGGAUCAACCCUUCAAGAUUUAAAGGGGGAUGGGUCUAAUCCUGUGACCAAUUUUGAAUCUGAUAAGUCAGCGGCUGAGUAUGCUGAUCUUUAUAAAGAGGAUGGGCUUACUGGUGGUCAUGUAAUUAUGCUUGGAGCAGAUCCUUUAAGCAAAGCUGCUGCCUUAGAGGCAUUACAUGCUUAUCCAGGCGGUCUGCAAGUUGGAGGUGGAAUAAAUUCUGACAAUUGUUUGAGUUACAUUGACGAAGGAGCAAGCCAUGUCAUUGUCACAUCUUAUGUAUUUAACAAUGGACAAAUGGAUCUCGAGAGGCUCAAAGAUCUUGUACGAAUUGGUGGAAGACAGGGGCUUGUGUUGGAUCUCAGCUGCAGAAAAACGGUUGGGAAUUGAUGAAGAGCUUGUGGCUUUGUUUGGCAAGAAUUCACUGAUUUCUGUCACCUAUGCUGGUGGUGUUACUGAGAUGGCUGAUCUGGAGAGGAUCAAAAUGGCUGGAUUGGGACGUGUGGAUGUUACAGUGGGAAGUGCAUUGGAUACUUUUGGGGGGAACAUAGCUUAUAAGGAUGUUGUGGCUUGGCAUGCUCAGCAACAUGCCUUAAUGGUUUAGUUGGUAUGGCUGGGAUGUGCUUAAGGGUGAGCUGGUAUUAUGUUUAAUUGAUUCUCUUUAUUUGACUAUUUAUCUAGACAUUUUUCAUGAAUUAAUCUGGAACUUGGAUCCAGACACUCACUAUUUCAUUGGCCUCUGCUCCAAUCUCAGUUUCAGCUGUCAUCUGUUCCAGAGAUUUUGUCAUGAUAAUUAUUGGGCUGUUUCGGUCAACAAUAUAUCCAUUAGUUAUUGAUAAAGUAAAAUGAUAUUAUACAAUCCAUGUAAUUGACCCUAUUUAGUGGGAUAAGAUUUGUUUGUAAGAGGCUAACGCUUGUGCCAAGUGUUGUUGUCUAGAGUCGAUGCUUUUGGGCGGUAGUAAUCUUUUGGAUAGAGAUGUUUAUAUAUAUUCUAACUAUUUGGCUA
Messenger RNA from Prosopis cineraria, 1294 nucleotides. Its product is annotated as 1-(5-phosphoribosyl)-5-[(5-phosphoribosylamino)methylideneamino] imidazole-4-carboxamide isomerase, chloroplastic-like. Gene Ontology annotation, molecular function: 1-(5-phosphoribosyl)-5-[(5-phosphoribosylamino)methylideneamino]imidazole-4-carboxamide isomerase activity. Gene Ontology annotation, biological process: L-tryptophan biosynthetic process; L-histidine biosynthetic process. The coding region runs from base 1 to 678 and encodes 225 amino acids. NCBI's taxonomy places the organism in Eukaryota, Viridiplantae, Streptophyta, Magnoliopsida, Fabales, Fabaceae. The transcript is spliced from 8 exons. Gene Ontology annotation, cellular component: cytoplasm. The record is from RefSeq and is a predicted model, not a curated record.